UGACGAGGAACGCGAAUUUUGAUAACAGAAAAAUAUAAAUCUAGGGUUUCAAAUUUCUUUGUAUCUCAACCCCAAAAUUUCCUCUUUUCCCUCCCUUUGAACAAUUCCCUCAAGAAUUCCCCUCCCCCACUUUUACUUAUUUUUUUCAUUGAGAAAAUUUCUCUUCUAAUCUUCAUUAUUGAUCAUCGUUAUCAUGAUCUAAUGGGCCCUUGUUUUCUACGGGUCCUAUUGGUGUUUUGGUUAGUGUAGGAGCGUUAAUGUUGUUCUGGUUGGUGAAUUAAGAAGAGGAAAAAGUUAAGAUCAUAAGCGGUUUCAUUGUUGAAGGGGGUGAAAUCAUUGGUUAAUUAACAAGCUUUGUUUUUGUCGAUGUUUUGACGGAUAAUUAUCUACGUUUGGUCCAAAUAUGGAGUCAGAGAGCACGCAUCCUUCGACCAGUUUAGUCAAAUGCUGUGAUUGCAGUUGUAGUUCUUGUGAUACAACAACUGGAUCUUAUUCUAGAUCAUGGAUACGUUCUGUGAAACGAAAAUUAGACGAAUAUGAAGGAGAUGGCGGCAAAUUUUUCAUACCAGGUCUUCAGAUUCAUGAUGUCGCCCGUGUUGAAAUUGAAAACGAAUGCGAUGUGUUACGUGAAAUGGUCAGCAAUCAACAACGCACUAUUCAGGACCUCAUUUCUGACCUAGAAGAGGAAAGGUACGCUUCUUCUUCAGCUGCAAAUGAAGCCAUGUCUAUGAUCUUAAAAUUACAACGUGAAAAAGCUGAAAUCCAGAUGGAGGCCAGACAAUUUAAGCGUUUUUCUGAAGAAAAAAUGGCUCAUGAUCAACAAGAGCUUAUGGCGUUAGAAGAAUUGUUAUAUAGAAGGGAGCAAUCUAUUCAAUCAUUGACUUGUGAAGUUCAAGCAUAUAAACACAGAAUGAUAAGUUAUGGUCUUACAGAAUCUGAAGCAGAUGGUGAGAAAAGCUUCAUCACACGCGAAAAUAGUGUAGCCACAAAUCUAGAAAGCCAAUUUCAAUUUGAUUUUCCUUCAUAUGAUUACCCUCCUCUCAAAUGCAAUUCAAAUGAAAAUCAACCUUAUCAAGAACACGACAAUGAAACAGUUGAUAUAGAAAAGUAUGCAUUUGGUGAAACCCCACGUUCAUUAAAAGACAUAGAAGAAAGAAUCAAUCAAUUGGAAAAAAGCCCUACGCAUAGUCAACCCGUUCUUGAAAAAGUCAUAGUUGGUCAUUCCCCAAUCAAGAAACAUUCUAGAAGAUUCUCCUGUGAUAGUGCUGGAACAUAUUAUGCAACUGUUAGAGAAGACUUGAGUGGCAAUGUGAAGAAGAUGGAGGAUGAUUUUGGUAAUUUCAAGAAAGUGGAAACCGUUUCAGAAUUUGGAGAUGACACGAGUGACAGGAUUUAUACCAUUGAUUCUAUACAUAACAAUGAUCAAAAGGGGAAUAUUGGUAGUUAUGAUGAUUUUAUGAGUAGUACACCUAAAGAGUCAUCUUCACGUACUGAUAUUGAAGAUCCAGAAGUGAAGAAGCUGUAUAUGAGGCUUCAUGCACUUGAGGCUGAUAGGGAGUCAAUGAGACAAGCUCUUAUUUCUAUGAGGACUGAUAAAGCUCAAUUGGUUUUGUUGAAGGAGAUUGCUCAACAAUUGGCUAAAGACAUGUCACCUCCAAGUAGGAUGAUUGGAAAGAAGGCAUCUGGUCGUAUUGAUUCUUCCUUCUUCUCACUUUUCAAGAGGAUUGUAACAUUUGGUUAUUUUGGAAGGAGAGCACAACGAAAUAAGCAGAUUUAUAGUGCGCUGGCAGACAAUGCAGGGUUGCUAAUGCUUCUAAAUAAGGGACCUCAGAUGGGGCAAUGGAGGUGCCUUUCAACUACACAAGUUUGACUCACAAAUUAAAUUAGAAAAACAAAAUCACUCUGUAUCCAUUUUUUUUUUUUUUUUUUUUUUUGCUGAUGUCAUCCAUAUUAACUAGCUCUUGAACGUGCUGUAUUUUUACAUCACACUCUUAUAUUUUUAGAUUUGUCUAUUAUUCAUGUUCACAUCUGGUUUUGUUUUUGUUGCGAAUAUGGAUUUGCUUAACUACAAAAUUUUCCUUUCUUGCUAUUUUUGUGCUUCUUGUGUUAUGCUUGCAACAUUUGAAGCUUUUCUUUUUGUCAAAAAUGAAUGAUCUUGCGACGUUGCUUAUUCAUAGACAUGAUCCUCUCUUACACUGCUAUUUUGGGCCUUCUAUAACCGGGUCUAUAACUAAGCCUUGAGUAAAUUGCACGAACAGUCCCUCAUGCAUGUGUCAAAUAACCCGUUCAAUCGUUAUUUUCAAAAAUUAACUCGGACCGUCCCUCGUUUGGUUAAAAGUUACACGUUUUAUCCCUUGU
Molecule: messenger RNA, 2358 nt
Organism: Lactuca sativa (garden lettuce)
Lineage: Eukaryota; Viridiplantae; Streptophyta; Magnoliopsida; Asterales; Asteraceae
Product: myosin-binding protein 7
Source: RefSeq, a predicted model, not a curated record